Molecule: messenger RNA, 6340 nt
Organism: Coregonus sp. 'balchen'
Lineage: Eukaryota; Metazoa; Chordata; Actinopteri; Salmoniformes; Salmonidae
Source: the annotation of a GenBank genome assembly
AUGAGUGACCAGGGGGACAUUUGUCCCCACCUGAAUUCCAUAGGGGAGGUCACCAAGGAGGAGCUUCUGGAGAAAUCCAAGGUGAGUGUGAAUGGUUUCAAGAGAGAUUUGCUGCGUCAAGCAUCUGUAAUAUGUAUGGAAUGGAUGCAAUUUGUGACAUCAUGCAUUUAUUUUACUUUUGAGUCACGUCUUCUAGAUUUGCCUUCACAUUCUGGUGGUCUGACAGAAUCACAUGGGAGAUGGUGCUGUAUGAUUGUUUUUCAGCUAAUACUGUUUGUUUUCUGUCCCGUUCUGAAGGGAACCUGCCAGUCAUGUGGAGCAGGAGGCCCCAACCUCUGGGCCUGUCUGCAGGUAAACAACAGGGGUUUUCUGUGGGUCUGUUUUCCCUCCAAAUAUUUUGAGAUGGAUGACUUGUACAGAUUCAAAGGCCAUGACAUAAUUCUCAGGAUGUGUUAUUAUGACGCUUUUAUAACACUCUUUCAGAUGGAUUAUAUUGAUUGUUGUUUUUACCCCAUAGAUGUGUAUGUCUAAUGUAUUACUUUAUUUCUCUUGGUCAGAGCGAGUGUCAAUAUGUUGGAUGUGGAGAAACCUUUUCAGAUCACAGCACCCUACAUGCACAGGUGAAUUUUUUGCCAAGCUUUUUUUUCCUUGGGUAGCGAGAGAUGCCAUUUCUAGAAAGCAUGCAACAACAAUGUUUUUCAAAGCUUAUUGUGUGUGUGUGUUUGUUUGUGUGCGUGUGCUCAUCCCCCUAGGCAAAUAAACACAACCUGACAGUGAACCUGACCACGUUCAGGAUCUGGUGCUAUGUGUGUGAGAGGGAGGUGUUUCUGGAGCAGAGGCCUGCAGCCGUACCUACCAUGUCUGCCACACACACUCCCCACCACUGUAAAGCUAUUGAACACCAGGUACGCCAUCGCACAAAGGUCAGCUCAACUAUAUUCAACUAUACUGUGUUUACGUGCCAUUUGAGCUCCGGUCAAAUGUAGUGCACUAUAUAGAGAAUAGGGCGUCAUUUGGGACGGGCCCUAUAUCAAAUAUGGGUAACGCCAUCAUAUGUUUCAUUAGUAAACAUUAAUCAACUAUUCAUAAGUACUGUAUUAUGUACUAUGUAUAAAGCAUUUCUAAGCAUUUAUUUAAUAUAAAGUUUUACUCCACUAUUCUGUUUAAUUUUGAUUAGCUCACAAUUGACACCUGUGAGCUGAAAUGCAGCCUAUGCUGUAUUCAUAUAUUGUGUAAUUGGCUUUCCACAGGCAGACACUGAUGUCAUUAUUUGUUGUUUUUAACGAUGACUUACUUUCCCAGGAUGCAGUUCAUCAACCAGUGAGUCACCACCACCCGUUGAAGGCGGUCCCUAUCGCGGUAGCCGAAGAAGAGUGGUCAGAGUCGGAGGAGGAUGAGCUCAAACCCAGAGGUAACCUCAGACCCCCUUCUCUCAUCGUCAUGGCAUAUAUUCAAUAACAGUAAAGACUGUAGUCCAGCAUAUCCACAGUUAAACUGAUACCCUUAGCGUUAUAUCAUUUGUAUUUUUUAUCUUUAUGGAUGACACAACCAUAGAUCUAUCAAAUAUGAUCUGCAGCUUAAAUUAACAUAUUAUGUUAAAAAUGUAACAUCGAUCAGGCAAAUGCCAGCUGUCGAGGUCUAGGACUCUGUAGAAUCGGUUCUUUCAUCCUUUGAAAAGCUUUACAGGUCUAUUCCUUAGUGAAUUAUGCCAAUCUGAUUUGGGCAGAGACCUCCCAAAUGAUCUGAGAGCUAGAUGAUGCAAGCUCAGGGUUAGGAGAAAUAUAAUUGCUUUGGAGCCUAAGAAUAGGUACCAGAUCCAUUUAACUACCGGUAAUACACUGAAGGUCAUCAUUAACUGACAGGGUCUGUGUCAUGCAUGUUCUCCAAAUGUUAGGUGUAAACACAGUGGAGUGGCCAGUAUCAAACCCUUACCAUAUAGUCCUAAUGUUAUAAAUAUACCUGUAUGAUGUUAUUAUAGCUUUUUUUAACCUACAUCUCAUCCUCUCAAAGGUCUGACAGGGAUGAAGAAUAUCGGUAACUCCUGCUACAUGAACGCAGCACUUCAAGCCCUGUCCAACUGGUGAGGUCACUUCCUGUCUUGUUUCCUCAUUAGUCUGGGGACCUAUGGCAGAUAGAUUGACAUGGUUCUGAGACCUGUCACUGAAGUGUUUGCGUGGGCAUGUGUGAAUGAGUGUGCGAGCGAGCAUGUGCGCGUGCUUGUGUACCUGCAUCUCAGCAGAAGUAAUUGUAUUCGUUUUCAAUAGAUUUAAACAUUGACUGACCAGUUCUUUCUUCCUUCUCCUCCUCUCUAAUUGCUCUCCUCUCCAGUCCUCCUCUCACUCAGUUCUUCCUGGACUGCAGUGGACUGGUGCGGACUGACAAGAAGCCUGCACUGUGCAAAAGCUACCAGAAACUAAUCUCUGAGCUCUGGCACAAGAAACGGUACCAUACACACUUGACACUAUAUUUCUUAUCUCUGUUACAGUACUUAUCUCUGUUAAGGUACUUAUCUCUCUGUACAGUACUUCUCAGUGUGCAAAUUGUUGGACUAGAGAUUCAUAGGAUGAAAUCCAAGAAUGCAGCAAGACACUGUCUGACAAAACACACUCUCUCCUCUCUCUCCAUUCUCUCUGCUCCAGGCCCAGUUACGUAGUCCCUACCAGUUUGUCCCAGGGCAUCAAGCUGGUCAACCCCAUGUUCCGUGGCUACGCCCAGCAGGUAGGGGCAAGCUCCCAGCAGGUAGGGAACAAAACAAUGCCCGACCCCUAGCCCUCCGGCCCCUCUGACCCCUGACCUAACCCACCUCUCCCUAUGUCCCCUCCCAUCCCCCCAAAAUGACCCCUGUUGCCACAAACCUAAUUUCCCCCCGGGGACAAUGAAAUUUGAUUGGUUGAUUGAUUGUUGUGUAGCUGAUUGGCAUCUUGAAGUAGGGUGCGAAGACUAUGAAAUGGUGUGCAUCCCAAAUGGCACCCUAUUCCCUAUGUAGUGCUCUACUUUUGAUCAGGGCCCAUAGCAGUGCAGUAUAUAGGGAAUAGGGUGCGAUUUGGGAUGCAGCCAUGAUCUAACUAACCCACAGUAACCAGAUGAAAUGCGUUCAAUGUUGGGUUGAUUGGAAUGGGAUUGUGUGUAUUUUACUGGUUUGGGUUUGACUGCUGUGGAAAAUCCAUUUAUCUAAUUCGAUCUAAAAAUAGUGUUGAGUUAAGCCUGUGUGUGGUGAGCAUGUUCUCUCUGUUUGUCCUUGUGCUUCCUCCUAUCACCAUCACACACACUCUCUCAAUGGCUGUCUCUGUCUGUCCCUAGGAGCUGCAGGGAACACGCAUACAAUACUGUCCGCACUACACACACACACACACACACAUGUCUCUGUGUAUAGGACUGCUCCGCACACUCUCCCUCUGUGUUUUCUACUGUAGGACACCCAGGAGUUCCUGCGCUGUCUGAUGGACCAGCUCCACGAGGAGCUCAAAGAGCCACUGGCAGAGUGUGGCGGGGGAGGGGAGGGGGAUGAGCGGAGGGACGGGGGCGACCGCUCCCCCUCCGAGGACGAGUUCCUCUCCUGCGACUCGGGCGCCAGCAGCGACCGGGGGGAGGGAGGGGGGCUGGGGGAGCCCGAGCUGCUCAUUCAGGACGAGUGUGGGGUGGGGCCGAGAGUUGGAGGAGGGGGGACAGGCACAGGGGGGCCCAUCUCAGAGAAAGAGAGGCUGAAGGAGAAAAGGGUGUCGGGCUCGCCCCUCCACGGGGGCUCCCAGGAGAUGGACGAGGACGCAGAUGUGGACACGACAGCGGCCGAAGAGGGGGCUCUGGAGAGGGGAGCAGAGGAGGAGGAGGGGACCCCCCCUAGCCCUAAGCCACAGAGUCCGAGUAAGACACAGGGGCAGACGCAGAGCAACAGCACUCGAGGUAGGGGCCUCGUAAUGGUGGAAGUAGAACUUUAAAAAAAAAAAUGUAAGUGUGUGCGUCUCUGUGUGUGGAGUGACCUGUUGUAGUGAUGUGUGAGUACAAGUAAGUAAUCUCUAAAAGCCCCCUCUUCCUCUUUCCUCUCCUACCCACCUCUACCUAGAGCCAGACAAUGAGGCAUCGAUGCAGCAGCGCCCCCAGUCUCGCCCCUGCAGCCCCGUCCGUACUGUCCAGGAACUGCACCCCAAACUCUCCCCCAGCCCCACUCGCUCCAGCCCCUUCCGCUCUGCAGGGCCCGCAUACUCAUUUAAGAAAGGUAUGGGGUGGGUUCUGGUCGAUUCACGUACAGACACACACUCUGUCACGCACUCCACCGACACACACAGAUACACACUGUGACGUGCGCUCACUCUCUCUCUCACACACACACAAAGACACACACUAUCCCCUUACACACAAACUAAGUUACCCAUAAUCCUCCCCUCCACAGCCCAGCUGUUCCUGGGUGCCAAGAAGCAGAAGCAGUCUCGCUACCGCAGCGUCAUCUCAGACAUCUUCGACGGCUCAAUCCUCAGCCUGGUCCAGUGUCUGACUUGUGACAGGGUGAGCUGUGUGUCAUGUGUCGUAACACAAGAGUGCGCCAUUUACAUAACUCAGCUCCACUUCUUCUAUUGAAACCUCACACUACUGUCACAUGAAUAUUGAACAUUGACGUGUUGCAAUUUGUAGACAUUUUACCACAGUUUUUAAUGCAUAAACUUGAUCCUACUUUAUCCAUGAAUAUGAUGGAUUCUGCUUGUUUGGAUUAUCACUAUUCAGAUUGUUGAGACCAUCUCUCUCUCGCUCUCGCUCUCCCCUCUUCUCUUCUCCCUCCUCAUCUCUCCCCUCCCCCCUAUAGGUGUCGACCACAGUGGAGACCUUCCAGGACCUGUCCCUGCCCAUCCCAGGUAAGGAGGACCUGGCCAAGCUACACUCCUCCAUCCACCAGAACCUCCCAGCCAAGACCGGGGUGUCUCUGGAUGUCUACGGUUCCCAGGGCUGGAUCACUUACAUCAUGGACUCCAUACGCAGGUGAGGGAGCUGGGGGGUAGGGGGAUGGGGCUGGAGGGUUGGGGCUGCUGGGGAUGGGGGCAGACCGGGAGUGUGUGGUGUAGAACAGGUAUGAUGGUCUGUCAUGUAGAACAAGGAAUCGUGUUAGCUCUAUUCAAUGAAUUUCUAUCUGCCACAUCUCUGGAUUAUGUUAUAUUAACUUUAUAUUUCUGUGAGGGAACUUCUUGUUUGGAUCGGUUAAAAAACAACAACAUACAAAAUAAACAGGUUACACAGUAGACACUUCCUUCCAGCCUGGGGACGGGGAUACAGAAAUAAACAGGACAAUAACAUCAUACACAUCCGUGAGUGCAAUAGAGCAGGACUUCCACAGCGGAGUUGGGGGACUCCGAUCACGCAUACUCGCCGCCCGCAUUGAUAGCGGUAGUUUGUAACAUUACAUUUACAUUUACAUUUUAGUCAUUUAGCAGACGCUCUUAUCCAGAGCGACUUACAGUGCAUACAUUUUUUUUUUUUCAUACCCCCUGUGGGAAUCGAACCCACAACCCUGGCGUUGCAAACACCAUGCUCUAUCAACUGAGCUAACAUCAUAAAGUUCACACAGCAGCAUUAUGGAGAAUCGUGCCUCUGCCUCACUUCUUCCUCCUCCCCUGCCGACUUGUUGUUGUUCACUCUCAAAGAAGUAGCUAGCUAGCGCUCGCUCUCUGUCCGGCUGGCUAGUCACAGUUCCAUCGGCAUCCUGCAUCUCCAUGGAUACCACCAGGGAUCAGACGAGAUGCACACAAAAAAUGCUAAUAUCUGCUAUUUACAUUAUUAGAUGGCAAUUCAUUUGUUGGAUUAUAUUAUUAGUUGGCAAUGAUAACACUUUACAUUGCACAUGCAUCAUUCCAAGGGAAUAACCUAUGUAUUAAUCUUGUAACAAGUAUGAAAGCAUAUGUAACAGCUUACUAUGUAUUCACCCCCCCAUGUCUACCCCUCUGUAGGUUUGUGGUGUCCUGUAUCCCCAGCUGGUUUUGGGGUCCUAUGGUCACACUGGAGGACUGCCUCGCUGCCUUUUUCGCUGCUGAUGAGCUCAAAGGUUAACUUGUCAAGAUAAAGUUGUCUAAUAAUAUGCCUAGAUUUCAGCUGUAUGAUCCAUUCAUAAUCAGAACAUGAAAUAAAUGGUCAGUAAUUUCUUAAUUCAUUGUUUUACAGGGGACAACAUGUACAGCUGUGAAAGGUGUAAAAAGUAAGUAUUUGUGGAAUUUGUAGUUGCAUUUAGCAUUAGAAGAUCAAUCUGUCUAGUUGGUAAAACAGAUCACAUUACAACACAACACACAUUUUAAUACUUUUUCCCUCAUCUUCCAGAUUGAGAAAUGGUGUAAAAUAUUGCAAAGUACUUCGGCUACCUGAG